Messenger RNA from Acinonyx jubatus (cheetah), 3309 nucleotides. RefSeq names its product TATA-box binding protein associated factor, RNA polymerase I subunit C (gene TAF1C). Gene Ontology annotation, biological process: transcription by RNA polymerase I. Bases 179 to 2773 code for a protein of 864 amino acids. The record is from RefSeq and is a predicted model, not a curated record. The transcript has 15 exons. Gene Ontology annotation, cellular component: fibrillar center. Gene Ontology annotation, molecular function: protein binding; RNA polymerase I core promoter sequence-specific DNA binding. Lineage: Eukaryota; Metazoa; Chordata; Mammalia; Carnivora; Felidae.
CCUUCGAGGGAGCACUUCCGGCCCGGCCCGGAAGACCGUUAAUACCCGUGGUGGUGCCGUUCCAUCUCGGGCGCUGGAGUCGGGGGGGUAGUUUGCGGGCUCCCUCGUGGCGCGCGGGUUAGGCAGGUGCCCCGCGGAGCUCCAGGUCGCCGACGAGCACAGCGGAGCCCGGGCCACGAUGGACUUCCCCGGCUCGCUCCCACCCACGUUGUUUAGGACCGGCCCCCUUGGUGUGAGUAACACCCCUGACCUGUCUUUCAUGUGUAGCUGGAGAGACGCGCUCACCCUGCCUGAGCCCCUGGCCCAGAACUCCCAGAAUGGGGUGUCGUGCACGGCCGCAGCCCCUCUCUGGGAGCCAGAGACCCCCGGGCCCCUUCCCUUGCUGCCUCCUGGUCCCGAUCCCUGGGACCCUGGGGUGACCGCCCGGGACCUGCUUUUCCGGGGAGGUAUCCCAUUCCGAAGAAAGCCCCGGGCCAUGCUGGAUGUGACGGAACAGCUCAGCCGCUUCCUGUGGGACCACGGGGACAUAGCCUUUGCGCCCCUGGGGAAGCUGAUGCUGGAGAAUUUCAAACUAGAGGGAGCACGGAGCCAUUCUAAGAAGAAGACAGUGGUCAGUGUGAAGAGUCUGCUCCAGGACCUCGGUGGACACCAGCCCUGGGGGUGUCCCUGGGCUUCCCUCAGCUUCCGGCAGCGCCGGUUCUCCAUCCUCGGGGGCCCCGUCCUGGGCACGUCUGCGGCCGGCCUGCUGGGAGAGCUUCUGCAGGAGGAGCUGGCCACGCGGUGGGAGCGGCUCCUCCUGGACGACGCGUUUACCGGGGGCGCGUUGGCCUGGGCGCCCGGAAGGACGCCCCAGGUGGGACAGUUGGUCUACCCUGCGGGAGGCGCCCUAGACAAGCUGCAUUUCCAAGAGGUCAGCGUGGCCCCAGGGGGUGACCCCCAGGCCCUCGGCGACCCUGGCCACAUCCAGCUCCGAGGGCCUGUCCGGCAGGUGGCGACUCACACCGUGCAAGGGGAAGCCCUGCUGGCUGUCCGGUCUGACUACCACUGUGCCCUGUGGAAGGUCAGUAAGCAGGGGCGCCCCGCCCCCCUCCAGGUGCUGCAGAUCGGGAAGGGGGCCACAGGGAUCAGCCUCAGCCCUCACCUGCCUGGGGAGCUGGCCGUCUGCAGCCGUUCGGGAGCCGUCUGUCUGUGGACCCCCCAGGAUGGGCUGCAGCAAAUCUACAAGGACCCCGAGACCCUUGUGUUCCGGGACCCGUCUCCCUGGCGCUGGGCAGACUUCACGGCCCAUCCCCGGGUGCUGACCGUGGGUGACCGCACUGGAGUGAAAAUUAUCGACACUCAGGGCCCACCCGGGUGUGGUCUGCUGCUCUUUCGUGGGGGUGCAGAAGCAGCGUGCCAGAAAGGGGAGCGCGUCCUGCUGACCCGGUACCUGGGGGGGUGCAGCCCUGAGCCCCUGUGCCCCACGUUCCAUCUCAUCCUGACCCAGUUCUCGCUCUACCUGGUGGAUGAGCGCCUCCCCUUGGUGCCCCUGCUGAAGUGGAAUCACGACCUCCCCUCCGCCCCCCUGUUUGCCCAGCUGCUGCCCCCGCCCCAGCCCGGGCACGCACAGCCGCUGCUGCUGGGGGGCCAGGGCGGGCACCUGCGGCUGCUGCAGCUCGCAGGAACGGGGGCCUCCGCGCCCCGGCUGGCGGGCCCCCCCCAGUCUCUCCCCUCCAGCAGCGACUCCCUCUCCGCGUUCCCCCUGCUGGAGCCCAAGAGUCAGUGGCGGCUGCAGGAGCGUCUGAAAGCGCCAACCAUAGGUCUGGCUGCCGUGCUCCUGCCCUCUGCCUCCGCUCCGGUCCUGUUCCUCUUCCAGCUUUCCGCGGCUGGGGAUGUCUUCCACCAGCGCCUCCGCCUCCAGGUGGACCCCGGGCUUGCCUCCGGUGCCCCCGUGGCUUCCUGGACUCCCCAGGCCACCGCCCGCUGCGGCCGGUGGCUGAAGGCCCUGCUGGAGGUACCCCUGCCUCCCCCCGUGUGGGCAGCACCCAACUUCUCCCACCGCCGUGUGCUAGGCUGCGUGGAACCGCGGCGGAUGGAACAAAAGGUGCCGGAGGGUCUCCGUGCGGCCAUGGCCCAAGGGCGACUCCUGCUGCGGAGGGACCUGGGCGCCGCGCCCUCUGCGGAGCCACCCCCUGCCCCCGAGCCAGGCCCCGAGGACGAGCUCAGUGCGCGUUUGGAGGCAGCCUGGGAAGGCCGGGCGGCCGCCUGGUGGGAGAGCCAGCAGGGCGGGAGCUCGGGGCCCGGGAAACGGCCCCAGCGGCACAAGCGCCGGACUCAGCUGUCCAGCACUUUCUCCUCGCUCAGCGGCCGCCUGGACCUGUCGGACGCCACCAGCCCCCCCCGUAGCCCAGACCGGACGUCCCCUGAGGCCAGGCCUCAACCACCGGUGACCCCGCCCUCCCAGGAGCUGACCCAGGAGCUGUGGGCUCGGGGUGUCCCCUCGGAGAGGCAGCAGACGCUCCGGGACUACAUGGCCAAGCUACCGCUCCGUGGGGACCCCCCAGGAGGCGUCUCCUCACCCCUGUCCCAGGCCUCCGGCGUCCGGGCCACCCCCUCCAGGCAGCAGCCCCUCCAGGAUGGCUCAGCGGAGCGGCCGCUCCGAAGGCACACGCUGGGAGGUGCCGCCUUGCCCUCUUCCCAGACCUCCAGCGUCCGGGCCACCCCCUCCAGGCAGCAGGCGCCUGUCCCCUCGGGCUCUCAGCCGAGGAGGAGAAGGCCCCGCAUGGGCUUCUGAGGCCCCGGGAAGCUGCUCCCCCACCCCGAGAGCCCUUCUUCUCCGACAGCUGCCCCUUCCAGGCUGGAGCCCAGGAAGUGGAGAGAACAGUCUCCAGGGGGCAGACCUUUCUGCUUCCUGGAGGUCACGGGACUGCAGGAAAUACCCCAGAAAUGAUCGGGAGCCAAGUCAGAGCCACGGGGACAGCAAAAUAGUCGUUUCUCCCUGUUUAUGCUAUUGCUUGAAGAUCCUUCCUGACCUCACGUUGCAAAGGCCCCGGUGGUCCCGUCGACCCGUGCAAAGGCCUGAAGGUCCGUGUUGUUGGGAUUCGUUCCCUGCAGGGGACAGUGUUGUGGUUAAAAGCAGGGGCCCCGUCGACAUUGUGGUCACGGUGUGGGUGCCUCGCCGUGCUCAGGGAGGCUGCUGGUGCUGGUUAGUUGGUGUUUGUUGAGCAGUUUCGACAAGGAUCUAAUGUUCUCUAGGGGGAGACACUCGGUCCCGCGUUGAGGGAUUGAAUAAACUCGGCCGCUGAGCCCGAGCCCAGCAGCCUCCCCUUA